This is a messenger RNA of Asparagus officinalis (garden asparagus), 1828 nucleotides long. RefSeq names its product flavonoid 3'-monooxygenase-like. The record is from RefSeq and is a predicted model, not a curated record. Bases 51 to 1598 code for a protein of 515 amino acids. Gene Ontology annotation, molecular function: oxidoreductase activity, acting on paired donors, with incorporation or reduction of molecular oxygen; heme binding; monooxygenase activity. Lineage: Eukaryota; Viridiplantae; Streptophyta; Magnoliopsida; Asparagales; Asparagaceae. The transcript is spliced from 3 exons.
GGUUCAUCCGCACACUUACAACGCUAAUUAAAAAUAAUUUAAAAUAAACCAUGGGUACGGACCACCUCUUACUCGUUGUUUCUACCAUCUUGCUCUCCUCCGCUCUCUGCUACCUCCUCUUCAGCGGAAGGAGCAGGCCGAUGGGCCAAGGCCUACCACUUCCCCCAGGCCCAAGAGGCUGGCCCGUUCUGGGCAACCUCCCGCAGCUCGGUGCUAAGCCUCAUCAGACUCUCGCUGCCCUUUCCAGGCUUUAUGGGCCGUUGUUCCGGAUGCGUUUCGGUUCCGUUGACGUCGUCGUCGCCGCCUCCGCGGACGUAGCUGCUCAGUUCCUCAAGGUCUUUGAUGCCAAUUUCAGUAACAGGCCACCUAACUCCGGUGCCGAGCACAUCGCAUACAAUUACCAGGAUUUGGUUUUCGCCCCCUACGGCCCACGCUGGCGGAUGUUCCGAAAGCUCUGCGCAGUUCACAUCUUCUCCCCCAAAGCCCUCGAUGAUCUCCGUCCUGUUCGUGCUGCAGAAGUCGACGUCCUAGCACGUGCACUCUAUGCACACGCGCACACCGGCACCACUCUGGACCUUGGCAAAGCCCUGAGUGUGUGCGGUAUAAACGCGCUAUCGAAGGCCAUGUUCGGCCACAAAGUGUUCAGAGCCGAAGAAGAGAGCAAAGAAGCUGCAGAAUUGAAAGAGUUGAUUAUUGACAUAAUGAAGGUCGCCGGGGUUUUCAAUGUGGGUGACUUCGUGCCUGCACUGAGCCGGUUUGAUGUGCAGGGUGUCGUAAGAAAGAUGAAGAAGCUGCAUUGCCGGUUUGAUUCCUUUCUUGAUAGGGUCAUCGAGGAGCAUCAGGCGAUGGCGGCGACCGGUGGUGAUCUUCUCAGUGUGUUGAUGAGGUUGAAGGAGGAUGUAGAUAGCACUGAUGGCGUCAAGCUCACUAACACUGACAUCAAGGCUUUACUCUUGAACUUGUUCACCGCUGGGACGGACACGUCAUCGAGCACCGUUGAAUGGGCCAUGUCCGAAUUGAUCCGUCACCCAGAAAGCCUCAGAGAAGCCCAAACUGAACUGGACUCCACCGUGGGCCGAGCUCGUCUCGUCAACGAGGCCGACCUCCAAAACCUCCCAUUCCUUCAGGCCGUCGUCAAAGAAACCUUCCGUCUCCACCCCUCGACGCCGCUCUCCCUGCCUCGCAUGGCUUCGGAAGCUUGCGAGGUCAAUGGCUACCACGUCCCUCGAAACGCGACGCUCCUAGUAAAUGUUUGGGCCAUAGCACGUGAUCCAGCAGUGUGGGACAACCCGCUAGAAUUCAGGCCGGCCCGAUUUCUUUCGGGUGGAGGGUACGAGAAUGUCGAUGUCAAGGGCAACCAUUUCGAACUUAUUCCGUUUGGGUCCGGGAGGAGGAUUUGUCCUGGAUUAAGCUUGGGCCUCAGGAUGGUCCAGUUGGUGACCGCGAUGCUUGUUCACAGUUUUGAUUGGGCCCUGCCCGAGGGCCUUUCAGCGGAGAAGUUGGACAUGGAGGAGGCCUUUGGGCUUACGUUGCAGAGGGCUGUGCCUUUGAUGGUCCAUCCAACUCCUAGGUUGGAAAAGAAAGCUUACGGGACUUGAUGAUGGAUGGGCGUCGACUGUUGGCUGAUUGUUUUGAGAUUGUAAGCUGUUCUCUUUGACAGUGAUCCCAAAUGUUAUGCAAAUAUGAAUAAAGUAUUUUAGCAUAACUAACGUAAUAGUUUUGUGAGCCUAUUUAGCUGAAAAGUCUAUCGGUUGAUUUUCCAUGUUUGAUCUCGAGUUGGUAGGCCAACUAGACACUGUUAUAGUAUGUCUACAUUUAUGUUUAUUUA